UAGACCAGCAAAAAGCUUUUGACUAUGUGGAUCAUACUUUUCUACAACUAGUCCUUGAAAAGAUGAACUUUAAUCUGAAAUUUAAAAAUUUGGUAGGGAAUCUAUUUACCAUGCUUUCAGAGCUGUUCAGAGUUGGAAAAGGGGUUUAUAAAGACAUUCAAGGGGUUGGGAGCUUAUCAGACUGGCUAGAGAUAUAUAGACUGUUUGAUCUAUAUGAAAGAGCCUCAAGUGCAAGAAUUAACAAUCAGAAAACACAAAUUGUUCCACUAACAAUAAUAGCAAGAAGAGCAAACCUUCUGGACAUAAUCGAUUUUAAGGUUAUAGAAGAAUCUGAUACCUUUAAGUUACUAGGAUAUGAAAUAUAUGCAAAUGGGCAACCAAAAAAGAACUUAUGGCCAUCAACUAUCACCAAACUCAAAGACAUACUUUCCAAACUCAUAGCAAGAAAUCUUUCCUUCAAAGGAAGGAUCCUAAUCGUGAAAUCACUAAUACUUUCUCGCAUCUGCUCUAUGGACCAAGGAGAACUCCAAGAUGCUCCCAAGUAG
Molecule: messenger RNA, 545 nt
Organism: Dentiscutata erythropus
Lineage: Eukaryota; Fungi; Glomeromycota; Glomeromycetes; Diversisporales; Gigasporaceae
Source: the annotation of a GenBank genome assembly